This is a messenger RNA of Xenopus laevis (African clawed frog), 1896 nucleotides long. It is a transcript of the gene snrnp70.S, whose product is annotated as small nuclear ribonucleoprotein, U1 70kDa subunit S homeolog. Gene Ontology annotation, biological process: mRNA splicing, via spliceosome. Gene Ontology annotation, molecular function: nucleic acid binding; snRNA binding; mRNA binding. Bases 151 to 1545 code for a protein of 464 amino acids. The record is from RefSeq and is a predicted model, not a curated record. Gene Ontology annotation, cellular component: U2-type prespliceosome; U1 snRNP; nucleoplasm. Lineage: Eukaryota; Metazoa; Chordata; Amphibia; Anura; Pipidae. The transcript is spliced from 10 exons.
UAUGCUGUGCAGCCGUGGCCUUUUCACACGACGUGCGGCCUAGCUGGAGUAAAGGAGACGGGAAUAUCUCGGGUGUGAGGCGCCCGGUUUCCCCCAGAGGACAGCGUCGUGGAUAGAGGCUGAAUUCCGGGAACUGUCUCGGUCUUCAGAAUGACACAGUUCUUGCCUCCAAACUUGUUGGCACUCUUUGCCCCUAGAGACCCAGUACCAUACCUUCCUCCUUUAGAUAAACUGCCACAUGAAAAACAUCACAAUCAACCAUACUGUGGGAUUGCUCCAUAUAUUCGAGAAUUUGAGGACCCUCGAGAUGCUCCUCCUCCAACUAGAGCAGAGACCCGCGAGGAGCGUAUGGAAAGGAAGCGAAGAGAGAAGAUUGAAAGAAGACAGCAAGACGUUGAGAAUGAACUCAAAAUAUGGGAUCCACACAAUGAUCAGAAUGCUCAAGGAGAUGCCUUCAAGACCCUCUUCAUUGCCAGAGUGAAUUAUGAUACAACAGAGUCCAAGCUAAGACGCGAGUUUGAGGUGUAUGGACCUAUUAAACGGAUUCAUAUAGUAUUCAAUAAGCAAUCUGGGAAACCCCGUGGAUAUGCCUUCAUUGAGUAUGAACAUGAAAGAGAUAUGCACUCGGCAUACAAGCAUGCAGAUGGGAAGAAAAUAGACGGACGGCGUGUGUUGGUCGAUGUCGAGAGAGGACGCACUGUGAAAGGAUGGCAGCCACGCAGGCUUGGUGGUGGUCUUGGAGGCACAAGAAGGGGUGGAGCUGAUGUCAAUAUCAGGCACUCUGGCAGAGAUGAUACAUCUAGAUAUGAUGAGAGGGAUCGUGAUAGAGAGCGGGAACGGGACCGUCGUGAAAGGAGCCGUGAGAGGGAUAAGGAGCCGCGAGAGAGACGCAGAAGUCGUUCUAGGGAGCGUAGAAGAAGAACACGCAGUCGAGAAAAGGAAGAAAGAAAGCGUAGCCGUGAAAGGAGCAAGGACAAGGACAAAGACAAAGAAAAAGAUAAGGACAAGGACCGAGAUCGCAAGCGGCGGAGCCGUAGUAGAGAACGCAAACGUGAGCGAGACCGCGACCGGGAAAAGAAAGAGGAACGUGUCGAAGUAGAAGUACCUGAGGCUGCAGAUGCACCUCAAGACGAAGCACAAAUAGGUGAUCUGGGCAUGGAUGGCAUAGAACUUAAGCAAGAGCCUGAAGAGAAAAGCAGAGAUCGUGACAGAGAGAGAGACAGAGAAAAAGACAGGGAUAAAGAUCGGGAUAGGGACAGAAGGCGCAGUCAUAGGGACAGGGAUAGAGAGAAGGAUCGGGACAGAGACAGGGACAGGAGGCGAGAUAGGGACCGUGAUCGAGAGAGGGACAGGGAUCACAAACGAGAGAGAGAUAGAGGUGAGCGCAGUGAAAAGAGAGAGGAGAGAGUUCCAGAUAAUGGUAUGGUUAUGGAACAAGCAGAGGAGACCAGCCAAGACAUGUACUUAGACCAAGAAUCAAUGCAGUCUGGAGAUGGUUACUUGUCUACAGAGAACGGCUAUAUGAUGGAGCCUCCUAUGGAGUGAUCUUGUUUAAAAUGAGGGAUUCCCCUUCCUCAAAUGAACUUCUCUUCCACAGCCUGAUCUGUAUGCAUUCAGACGCUCCCCUCCAAAUAACGUAUGGACUUAUUCAUUCAUUCAUACCGUUAUAUAUUUUUUUCAUUUUAAAUCACACGGAGUAACCAUACUGUUUAACACAGUUGAAACGACAAUUGUUUUGUUUUUUUUAAAUUUUUUGUAGGUGGGUAUGUUUUACAAUACAAGUAUGUAGCCAUCAUCCUUGAACCUGAGUAAAGUUGCAAACAUUGCCUUUUGUUUUUUUUGUUUUUUCUUUAAAUGGCCUCAUGAGAAUAAAAACAUUUUUAUUGUUAAAACGAA